AGUAACUGAAAACAUUUCGUGAGCGAGACCAAGAGAGAGAGAGAACAAUCCCUCCGUGCCAGAAGCUACCGUCUUCGUGUUCGAGCCAGUGAGCAACCGUCUCGUUCAGCCACACAGCCACCGUGGUCCCUCCUCCUCCGCCGCGGUUCUCUAUAACGGACGAUUUGAGUAAUUUUUGACUAGCGAGUGAGGGUUUUUUGUUUUGAAGAUGACAACGAUACGCAGGUUCUGCUGCAACGAUCUUCUUCGUUUUGCCAAUGUCAAUCUUGACCACCUCACUGAAACUUUUAACAUGUCCUUCUACAUGACCUAUCUAGCGCGAUGGCCCGAUUAUUUCCACGUUGCCGAAGGCCCUGGAAACCAUAUCAUGGGUUACAUUAUGGGUAAAGUAGAAGGGCAAGGUGAAUCUUGGCAUGGCCAUGUAACUGCAGUAACUGUUGCUCCAGAGUAUCGCAGGCAGCAGUUAGCCAAGAAACUGAUGAAUUUGCUGGAAGACAUCAGUGACAAAAUUGACAAAGCUUACUUUGUUGAUCUCUUUGUGAGAGCAUCAAAUACACCUGCCAUCAAGAUGUAUGAAAAGCUUGGCUAUGUGAUCUAUCGACGAGUGCUACGCUACUAUUCUGGGGAAGAAGAUGGAUUAGAUAUGAGGAAGGCAUUAUCUCGUGAUGUUAAAAAGAAGUCUGUCAUCCCUCUUAAACGGCCAAUAACUCCUGAUGAAUUAGAGUAUGACUAAAUAUGCUUUCUAUGCAACUAUGUUGCAUGAGCUUAUUGUGUCAUAAAUCAAAUAGAUUGGUUGGGUAUGAGAUAGUAAUCAAGUUACAUUUGUCCAGCUAUCUGAGUUAAUAACUAGUCACAUAUUUGAAAUCUUGAAGUAGUGGGAUGUACCCUUGCUAAUUAUUCUUGUGCUACUUGAAUACUGAACCAUGUUUAGAAGUACCCUGUUGUAACUUGGCAGGCUGUCAACGUAAGGGGAAUUGACCAUGGAUGCAAGGUUUUGCUA
Messenger RNA from Lotus japonicus, 1000 nucleotides. RefSeq names its product N-terminal acetyltransferase B complex catalytic subunit NAA20. The record is from RefSeq and is a predicted model, not a curated record. Gene Ontology annotation, cellular component: NatB complex. Gene Ontology annotation, biological process: N-terminal peptidyl-methionine acetylation. Gene Ontology annotation, molecular function: protein-N-terminal amino-acid acetyltransferase activity. Bases 209 to 733 code for a protein of 174 amino acids. The transcript has 7 exons. NCBI's taxonomy places the organism in Eukaryota, Viridiplantae, Streptophyta, Magnoliopsida, Fabales, Fabaceae.